Molecule: messenger RNA, 3458 nt
Organism: Pleuronectes platessa (European plaice)
Lineage: Eukaryota; Metazoa; Chordata; Actinopteri; Pleuronectiformes; Pleuronectidae
Gene: gnsb
Product: glucosamine (N-acetyl)-6-sulfatase (Sanfilippo disease IIID), b
Exons: 13
Coding region: 16-1581 (521 amino acids)
Biological process (GO): glycosaminoglycan metabolic process
Molecular function (GO): glycosaminoglycan binding; N-acetylglucosamine-6-sulfatase activity
Source: RefSeq, a predicted model, not a curated record
GCUGCUCUCCUGGUCAUGGGUGUGAGGAGCGGCGCCGGAAGGACGACGCCCCGCCGGCGGGGGACAGGUCUCCCCGGGGCCGCCACACUCCUCUGGCUGCUGCCGGCGCUGCUCACCUACUGGGUCAGGUGCGCGGAAAGUGCCAAACCGAGCAAUAUCGUGCUCAUCCUCGCCGACGACCAGGACGUUCAGCUGGGGGGGAUGACCCCGAUGAAGAAAACAAGAACCUUAAUAGGAGAAGCAGGAGCAACCUUUGUGAAUGCCUACACAGUCACGCCACUGUGCUGCCCCAGCAGGAGCAGCAUUUUGACAGGUCGGUACCCCCACAACCACGAGGUGAGGAACAACUCUCUGACUGGGAACUGCUCCAGUCCGCAGUGGCAGAAAGGUCCCGAGUCCGAGGCCUUCCCCGUCUACCUGAGCAAACAGAAAUACCAGACAUUCUUCGCUGGCAAAUAUCUUAACCAGUAUGGUAAGAAAGACGCAGGAGACGUCAGCCAUGUUCCUCCUGGAUGGAACCAUUGGCAUGCAUUGGUGGGGAACUCCCAGUACUACAACUACACACUGUCCGUCGACGGCAAAGAAGAAAAGCAUGGCGACAGUUACGAGAAGGACUACCUGACGGACCUCAUGUUGAACCGGUCCCUUAAAUUUCUGGAGGGCAGGAGCCCCUAUUAUCCUUUCUUCCUGAUGUUGUCUCCUCCGGCUCCUCACUCCCCCUGGACGGCAGCGCCUCAGUACCAGAAGGAGUUUGCAGACGUCAAAGCUCCUCGAGACGGGAGUUUUGACAAACCAGGGAAGGACAAACACUGGCUGCUGCGUCAACCUAUCAACCCCAUGCCAGAUAGCUCACUGAACUAUCUGGAUAAUGCAUACAGGAAAAGGUGGCAGACCCUGUUGUCUGUGGACGACAUGGUGGAGACGCUGGUCAAUAAACUCGAUAGUAUAAAGGAACUGGACAACACUUACAUCUUCUACACCUCAGACAACGGCUACCACACAGGUCAGUUCUCUCUGCCCAUCGAUAAGAGGCAGCUGUACGAGUUUGACAUCAGGAUCCCGCUCUUGGUCCGUGGUCCUGGCAUCAAACCGAACCAGACGCUGAAGGCUCCAGUACUGAAUAUUGACCUGGCUCCCACCAUAAUGGACAUAGCUGGCCUCAACCUGUCCUCUGUGAAUGUUGAUGGGCAGUCUUUCCUUAGUCAGAUGGCUCCCUCACUGCGUAACGGAAGUGUACGGCCCUUUUUCCUUGUUGAAUACACCGGAGAGGGACAUCCCACACCAGAUCCAGCGUGUCCAAAACAAGGCCCUGGAGUAUCUCAAUGUUUCCCAGACUGUGUGUGUGAAGAUGCCUACAACAACACCUACGCCUGCGUCCGGACCCUCGACAGCGAAAACAACCUGCAGUACUGCGAGUUUGCCGACAGCGAGUCGUUUGUGGAGGUGUACAACCUGACGUCAGACCCCCACCAGCUGGAGAACAUUGUGAAGAAGGUGGAUCCAACCGUCCUGCAGGCGAUGAACCAGCGGCUCAUCAAGCUGCAGUCCUGUGAGGGAGACACCUGCCGUCACAUCAAGUAGCGGAGAGGCAGCAGAGCGUUUACAUACUCCGAGGAAGCUGCCAAACACCCACUACUAUCAUACUAUCAUACUCGUACACCUCUUUCCCACCAAAUCAGCUCAGGUUCUUAAACCUUUUACAUUCAGGGUUCUUUGAACUGGAUGUUACCCAGUGAACAAGCCUGCGUUUCCACAUGUUUUAAGUGGAACCAUUGUGAUUUAGGUUCCUUCAUUAGCAGAGGGCGUUGGGGGCUUGAUUUGCCUCCUUCACUCUCCAAUUCUGGCCAAUGUUUGACACACUCACUGAUGUCAUCACGGUUCACGCUUUGAAACCUAAAAUUGUUGGAUUAAUUUUUUUUGCCGAAAAUGCUCCAGUUCCAAAUCAGGUGUACGAAUGGGAACAGAAGCCGUUCCUUGUUGGUGGAAGAGGGUACUGGUGGGAGGUGGUAGGAUAAAAACUGCACAGGCCUUGUUCAUGCUGCCUCACUGUUGCACAGCCACGGCUUCAGGGAACACUUCAAGAAAAGGUUAUGCACUUAUUUGCCUUUUUGCUGAGAGUUAGAUGAGAAGAUGGAUAACCACAACUGGUGAGCGUAUCUUUGCAUAAAGUCUGGCAAUAUAGGGAAACAGCUCCGUCCAAAAUCUCCUCUUCUACAGUUCAUUGAUAAACACCCAACAUCUUUUUUGUUUCAUUUCUGUCAAAAUGACACAGCUUUUUUAUGAGGGUUUGUGUGAUGAGACAUUGCCAGCCAAAAAUUUGAUUUGUUGUUUUGACACUUGGUGUAUUUUUUCUUUUCAAACCCUCAACCACAAAGGGAGCAAGUGUAUUGCCUUAAUCUUUUUUUCCAAUGACGAGUCGAAUAGCCUGCUGAGCUGUGAUCGUAUCAAUGCCUUCACGCGUGGUACUAUUUUCUUCCUGGACAGGGUUAACUCCUCGUCCCAUUCAUUCUACUGAAAUGACUCUACUACCAAUCAGUCCAUGCUGGCUCAUGUGUACCUGUUUACUGCACUAUCAAUGCACUGUCUCUUUAAAGUGUUUGGAGUUCACAGUCCCAUGUUAAUGUUUUACCAAUCGAAGAUACACAAAAUGUUGCCAGUAUUUGUCGUUUUGGAGAUUUAUUGAUUUAAACAGCCGGUACCUUGUAGCUCUCUCAACCAAUCAUCUCUUUAAAGGAAUCGUCCAAAAUGUUAUUUCAUUUAAAGCCUCCUGCAUCAGCUGGUUGGCUCAGCUUAUCAGAAAAGGUUGUGGAAACAGAGGGAACCAGCCGCCGUGGCACAGUCCAAAGUUAACGAAGUCCACUUACCAGCACCAGUAAUACUCACUCACUUGAGCUGGGACAAAAGCCAACAUAAGACAGCAACUUGUCAUAUAAAACAUUUUUAUAGCGACAUAUUAUGAAUACAUUUGUGAGCUUUACAGUUGCUGGUGAUUGGACAGAGCCAGGCUAGCCAUUUCCCUCUGUUUCCAGUCUUUAUGCUAAGCUACGCUAAUUGGUGGCUGAAUCUUUCGACAUAACUGCAGCACACACAAGUUUUUGUAAUGCAAAACGUUAGACUUCUCCCUUAUGGUAAACACUUCACUGUUUCUUUGCUUUUCACAACUCUCUGAAAUCAUGCUUAUUAUUUCAUGAUAGAUAAAAUCCAAUUUUGUGCCUCAGAUUUAGAAAUGCAGUUUAUUUUAACCCUGAUAGUUGUGACAAUAUUUUACAGUGGAUUUUAGUGAUAUUUCUUGAGUCUUGUGGAAAAAGUGAUGUUUGUUUUGUGAGGAGUCCAUCAAGGGAAAUUUCACAUGGACUUGUGUGCCUUUUUAUUUGCACUCACCAGGAACAUGUGCCUUAAAUGUGAAUGAACUUGCACUGUGAUGAAACAUUACUAAAAUAAAAGAAACUUUAAAUGCA